This is a messenger RNA of Sorghum bicolor (sorghum), 2277 nucleotides long. Its product is annotated as E3 ubiquitin-protein ligase Os03g0188200. NCBI's taxonomy places the organism in Eukaryota, Viridiplantae, Streptophyta, Magnoliopsida, Poales, Poaceae. The record is from RefSeq and is a predicted model, not a curated record. The transcript has a single exon. Bases 504 to 1703 code for a protein of 399 amino acids.
CCCGCUCACCACUCCUUUAUUCUCUGGGGAACGAUCUCUAGAUAUUUUGUAAAAAAAAUAACAAAUCAAAAGAGGAAAAGAAAAGCUAAGUGCGGCAGCGGCACAAUUCAACGGGGAGCCAAAACUUUGGGCCCCAGAAAUCUCAAUUAUGAAAAAUCUAACACGGCCUCUUCUAAAACAUUUGCCAUUUGUUGUUAAUAAAAGAUUAAUCACACAAGAAUCCAACGUAACACCUGGUCCACUUCCAGUCCCAUCUCCUCUUCUCUAUCCGUCCCUCUCCUGGACAAAUUAGCCGGCACAAGUAUAAAUGGCAAGCCGCCACCGGCAGCGCCGCCACCGGACAAAACCACACUUAUAAGCCACGGCCCACGGACAAGCCCGCAACAGCGCGACGCCCGGCCUCCUCCUUCACCCGCGCCACCACACCAGCAGGAGGCAGGCAGGACCCUGGAGCCUUGGAGCCUGGAGGAGAGCGCGCGGGCGGGUGGGACAAGUACACGUUGAUGGCAUCUACCGCCAUCCCGUCCCCGCCGCCUCCGGCGGUGCCGGAGCGGAGACUGCCGCCGCUGGUGCCGCGGUUGGCGGACGAUGGCGGCGGGGGCGGAAGGGGCGACGACGCGCGGGGGAGUAGUGCGGGAGGUGGCGGGAGCGGGAGCGUGGCGGGCAUCUCGCCGAGCAUCCUCAUCAUCGCGGUCAUCGUGGUGGUGAUGCUGCUCGCGUCGCUGUGCAUCCACUACUUCAUCCGCCACCUCUGCCGCCACGUGGGCCCAGCGGGGUCCUCCUCCGCUUCGUCGUCCCGGCAGGCGCCGCCGCUCCCGCUCGUGUCGCGCCCCGCGGCGGGGACGGCGUCCGUGGCGCCCGCCGACGGCCAGGAGGUAGGAGGAGGAGGAGGUGGGACGAAGGCGGCGGCCGCGGCGGAGGCGGAGGCUGAGCGGCUCAUCGCGCGCCUGCCGCUGUUCACGCUGUCCUCGUCGCUGGCCUCGGUGCCCAAGUCGUCGCGCGACUGCGCCGUGUGCCAGAGCGCGUUCCGCGACGACGACGAGCUCCGCCUCCUGCCCGCCUGCCGCCACGCCUUCCACUCCCGCUGCGUCGACCCGUGGCUGCGCGGCAACCCAUCCUGCCCGCUGUGCCGCGCCUCCAUCGCGCUGCCCCACCCGCCGCUCACGGACCUCCUCCGUGUGGAGCUCGGCAGCGUCAGCAGCCGCCGCUCCAACCCGGACGCUGCGGCCGCCGCAGUCCGCGCGUACCCGCUCCCCGGUGGCCUCCCUAACUCGGCGUCGUCGGAGUACCUCGUCGAGGAGGAGCUCCAGGUCGUGCUGAAACCGAGCCAGCCCGCCGCCGCCGGGUCCAGCGACCCGCCAAGCCAGCAGUCGCAUCAGCAGCAGCAGCAGCAGCACCAGCUCGCCGCAGUGGAGCGCGGGCAGCCGUCGUCUUCGUUGUCGUCCGUGGGCCUGACCCCUACGGCAUCGUUCAGGUCGACGGCGGAGCGGUGGAGCAGCAGGUGGAGCAACCGGUGGAGCAGCCGGUGGAGCAGCGGGCGCUGGAGCAGCCGGUACGACGCCGGGACCGUGACGGCCGCGGCCACGGCGGAGUGGUGGUGGGACAUGGACGGCGGCGUAGCCCCCGCGACGCGGCGGAGGGACACGGACGACGGCACCGCGUCGUUCUACGGGUUCGUGCGGUGGCUCACCGGGGCAUACUAGUAAAUACUACGGUCGUACGGUGCUAGCAUAGUAGCAUCCAUGGAAAGCGCGCGGUGGAAACUUGCUUCACCCCUGCGGCGGUGGCGGUGGCGGCGGCGGCCGGCGACGGGCGGUGUUCCCGAAAGGCCCUCCUCGUCGUCUUCGUGAAACGAAUCGAAAUGAACUGGGGGGGUGUCUGUUUGUCUGUCUGGCUCUUCUUUUCGGCAUGCGAGCGUCGAAUUUUUAUUUGCUUGUAUUUUUGUUUUGGUUCUGGGGCGGGAGGGUGGAUUUCGAGGACGGAGAUGCCCCGUUCGCGGAUUUCAAAACUGCUUCCGAAUUGGAGAAUGUCGGCGGGAAGAAUGAGGAACGAAUUUGUGGACUUUUAGGCAGGUGCACAGCAGUCUCGGCCAAUCGAAAGAAAAUGGCAGAAAUUUGGGGGGGGCUUUUGCUGCAUUUUGAUUUGGUUUAUAUUUGUGGUACUCAUCAUUUGUGUAUGUGUACGUACAGUAAUGUCUGCAUGUAGCGUGGAUUGGCCAAUUUUGUGCAUAUAUAAGCAAAUAAAUUAGCAAAGGUCGUAGGAGAUAGUAUUCAUCAA